Messenger RNA from Quercus robur (English oak), 651 nucleotides. Its product is annotated as agamous-like MADS-box protein AGL61. The coding region runs from base 1 to 651 and encodes 216 amino acids. Gene Ontology annotation, molecular function: RNA polymerase II cis-regulatory region sequence-specific DNA binding; DNA-binding transcription factor activity, RNA polymerase II-specific; protein dimerization activity. The transcript has a single exon. The record is from RefSeq and is a predicted model, not a curated record. NCBI's taxonomy places the organism in Eukaryota, Viridiplantae, Streptophyta, Magnoliopsida, Fagales, Fagaceae. Gene Ontology annotation, biological process: regulation of transcription by RNA polymerase II.
AUGGCAAAGCAAAAUCUUAGCAUGGGUCGCAAAAAGACAGGGUGUACAAAAAUUCUGAGCAAAAGUCAUCGACAUGUUACAUUCUCCAAACGUCGGUCAGGGCUUUUUAAGAAAGCUAGUGAGCUUUGUACACUUUGUGGGGCUGAGAUUGCCAUUGUUGUUUUCUCACCAGCGGGCAAGAUUUUCUCAUUUGGUCACCCCAACGUUGAGCCUAUACUUGAUCGUUUUCUUACUGGAAACCCUAACUUAGGGUCCAAGAAACACCAGCUCAUUGAAGCUCAUCAAAAUGCUAAUGUUCGUGAGCUCAACAAUUAUCUCACUCAAAUUAUCAAUCAAGUCGAAGCUGAGAAAAAGUAUGGAGAAGCACUUGACCACAUGAGGAGGGCUAACCAAAGACAAUGCUGGUGGGAAGCUCCAAUCAAUGAGCUUGGGCUACAUGAGUUAGAGCAAUUAAGGGUUUCGAUUGAGGAGCUAAAGAAGAACGUAGCAAAACAAGCCAACAAGAUUUUGUUUGAGUCUGCUCCUAAUUCUUUACCACACUUGGAGAUGAAUGGUAUAGAAUAUGUUGAAUUUCUUGAGAGCAAGCCUAAAGUUGAUGCUGCUUCUACUAUCCCUAAUGCCUACGAUUUUGCUUAUGGGUAUCUGCUUUAA